AUGGUCAAGGAGAUUGCGAAACAAGUACUAUUGGGGUUAGAUUAUAUGCACUGCUAUUGUGGCGUAAUUCACACUGAUCUGAAGCCCGAGAAUGUUCUCGUCUCCAUCCCCGACGUCGAGAGCGUCAUUUUACACGAACUUUCACUACCCUCAGAUAGUACGCGAACUAGGAUGGUUGGAGUACCUUCGAGCUCCGGCCGUGGUGGGAAUCAGAUGCCUCUUUCGGUAUCCCGGCCUACCAGUCUAGGCGUGGAUAAACUCGCAUUUGCGAUGAGCAGAAUAGAGACUGAUGAUCCGGAACCGUCGACCUCCUCUACUUCCAAAUGUGAAUGUAGCCCGCCGAAAAUCAGUCAUAAACAAGGGAAAGAGAAUGAGUAUCCUGGGAACUUGACGGAAUUUGGAGGAGAAACCGAGACUAUCACGGUGAAGAUUGCAGAUUUGGGAAAUGCCACCUGGAUAAGUCAUCGCUUCACGGAUGACAUUCAGACAAGGCAGUAUCGAUGUCCAGAAGUCAUCCUGGGUGCAAAAUGGGGACCAAGUGCGGAUGUUUGGAGUGUUGCUUGCCUGGUGUUUGAACUCAUUACUGGUGGAGACUAUUUGUUUGACCCUGUUUCUGGACAGAGUUAUUCGAAAGACAACAAUCAUCUUGCUCAGAUAAUAGAACUUAUGGGCCCAAUACCCCCAAGCAUGGUUCUAACCGGUAAGUACAGUUGGGAGUAUUUCAAUCGUCGAGGCAAACUUUGUCAUAUUUCUACCUUAUGUCCAUGGCCCCUAGUGUCCGUUCUUCACGAGAAGUACCGGUUCCGGAAAAGUGCAGCUGAGCGUAUUGCUGCCUUUCUUCUACCCAUGCUGAUAGUACACCCCGAGAAACGCAUGUCAGCAGGAGAGAUGGUUAUGCAUAGAUGGUUGGAGGGUGUGGUUGUUCAGGGGGAGAUGGACCUUAUGAAGAUGCUGGAUGGGAUGGAUCAGGAGGAGGAGGAGGAGGAGGAGGAGAACGCAGGGAUUGAGGAUGAAGUCAUCAGUCUGGCAAAUUUGCAGAUGCUGAGGGAACUGAUGGAGCUUACAGUGAUAACCUACCGCAAGUUGGUGUUGCAAGUUUCUUUGGUUCCACAAGUCAUAGCUUGGACGCCGACCUUACUGGUUCUAGGGUAUCCAAAGUCAUUCAAAACACGCAAGUGA
Molecule: messenger RNA, 1179 nt
Organism: Marasmius oreades (fairy-ring Marasmius)
Lineage: Eukaryota; Fungi; Basidiomycota; Agaricomycetes; Agaricales; Marasmiaceae
Exons: 5
Coding region: 1-1179 (392 amino acids)
Biological process (GO): spliceosomal complex assembly; protein phosphorylation; regulation of mRNA processing
Molecular function (GO): protein kinase activity; ATP binding
Source: RefSeq, a predicted model, not a curated record